This is a messenger RNA of Haemonchus placei, 567 nucleotides long. Lineage: Eukaryota; Metazoa; Nematoda; Chromadorea; Rhabditida; Trichostrongylidae. The record is from the annotation of a GenBank genome assembly.
UUCAGGCAUCGAGGAGAACUGGAUAUGUCGGAGAAGUACAACUACGACUUGAGUAAAGCCCAACUCAAAGCGAGCAGCAGGACAUCGGCCUUGUUAGCUGGUUUUGCAAUGGUGGCGUUGGUAGAACUGCAAUACGAUCAAAAUACACCGCAUUGGCUUCUGAUAUUGCUCGGUGUUGUCACAACAUUGCUCGUCUCAGUACAUUUACUGGCCCUGAUGAUGUCCACUUGUAUUCUACCGUAUAUGGAAGCCACUGGAUGCACUCAGGACUCGCCACAUAUACGACUGAAGUUCUAUAUAGAUUUGUCGUGGCUCUUCUCUACAUGUAUUGGCUUAUUACUUUUCCUCGUUGAAAUCGGUAUUAUAUUUUUUGUAAAGUUCACUUCUGUAGACUAUCAGAUAGCUGGGUAUAUCACUACGGCGAUGUUAGUUCCCGUUGUGGUCGUUUUCGUCAUAUUUUCGUACUUGAUUCAUAAAAGUCGGGUAUCACAUACUCUGGGACGGUUCAAAGACAAGGUGAGUUCAUCUUUCAGUGGUUUUGCUCUGAAAGGAAGUAAUAGUAGUUAG